AUGUCAACGGAAUCUACACCAAUACUGGGCUAUUGGGACACUAGGGGUCGGGCGCAACCCAUACGCUACCUAUUAGUCUACGCGGGCGUAGAGUUUACGGACAAAAUCUACACAAAAGCCGAAAAAAGCAUCUGGGAGUCUGAGAAAAACACUCUCGGUCUGGAUUUUCCAAACUUACCCUAUUAUAUUGACGGCGACCUAAAACUGACCCAAAGUAUGGCUAUAUUACGAUAUGUGGGACAAAAGUACGGACUCGUGGCCACCGAUGACAGCCAACGGGCCAUACAAUACAUGUGCGAACAGCAAAUACUAGAUUUUUUAAACGACCUAGUUCAAAUUCCUCAAGCGGUAGACUACCAGGAGAAAAAACAGGAAUACGUGACCAAUCGAGUGGUGCCGCAGUUGGAUCUGUUGGCCAAGUUCUUUGCGGACAAACAGUGGCUAACCGGCGGACAGUUGUCUUACGUUGACUUUUUUGCCUACGAUAUUCUGUUUAUGUUGAGAGCAAACAUAGCCGAGACUAUCGGCAAAUACCCGACGUUUGGCCAGUAUUUGGCCAGAUUUGAAGCCCUGCCGGCCAUUAAGGCCUACCAGAUACUGGCCUAUUGGGACAUCAGAGCCCGGGCACAGCCCAUACGUCUACUAUUAGCCUACAUUGGAGUGGACUUUGAAGACCGGCGCUACAAGUUUAUAGACAGGGAUGACUAUCUGGCCGACAAGUUCUCACUGGGACUGGACUUUCCUAACCUUCCCUACUAUAUCGACGGCGACCUAAAACUGACCCAAAGUUUGGCAAUUAUACGCUAUUUGGCGGCUAAACACGGACUGAUGGCCGGCACCGACGACCCGCCCCGGCUGGCCAUGCAGUCGAUGGUCGAGCAAUACCUGGACGAUAUAAAACAAGGCUUUGUGCCCAUACUGUUGUCCGACGACUACGCGGCCAAACGCUCUGAGUAUAGCGCCGGUCCGUUGACCACACAAUUGGAUCAAUUGGUUAAGUUUAUGGGUGACGAGCCGUGGCUGACCGGUGACCAGUUGUCGUACGUGGACUUUAUGGGCUACGAGCUGUUGGAUUGGAUCAGACUAUUUACGCCUGAGACUAACUUUUUCGUGAUUUUGCGUGCUCCUGAUCUAGAGGGCAUUUGA
Messenger RNA from Medioppia subpectinata, 1146 nucleotides. Lineage: Eukaryota; Metazoa; Arthropoda; Arachnida; Sarcoptiformes; Oppiidae. The record is from the annotation of a GenBank genome assembly.